AUGUACACUCAGUGGGCUGGCCAGCCGAAGACGUUACGGACCCCACCCUUAAGGGAAGCGCCGACGGGUAGUAAUGACAACGAGGAGGUGAUCCCCGAGACGCCGAUGGAGGGGAGGCGGAAACGGGAGGACACGGAAUCGAGCACUGACAGCGACACGGACGGGUCGGAGCGAAACCAGACGAAAAGGCCAAGACGUGCUAGCGGGUACGACACUGAAACUGUUAUCGUGUCACCGAAAUCUACCAUGAGCGACCUGGGAGAUAUCAGAAAGCUUCAAACUGAGGGAGCAAUACUGGCGGCGUCGGUACAGAAAACUAUUAACGAGGCAGUGGAAUUCGGGAAGAAAUCCACUAACACGAACAACAUACUCAAGGGGCUAAUUAAUGAUAUCAAGAAGGAGUUCACUAGGCUAGAGAAUCAUAGGCUAAUGGCGGAGAAUAAGUGGGCCAAGUACGUGGCGGGACUGAAAGUGGCUUCGCUAAGGGGUGAUGAGAUUCACGGGUCCGGCGGGAGAAAGACCAGCACGGCGACGGGGAUGUCCCCGAAGGAAACGCGCGACGCGGGUACCAGUCCGGUUAAAGGGGAGAGCGCAAGAAGACGCGAGGCGACUUACGCCACAGCCCUGACCGGGGGUACAGCUCUGCGGGAACCGGUAGUCAUGCUGGAAAGGACGAGCACAGUUUUGCAGCCGAGCGGAGGGGUUGUCGAAAGGGUGAACGAGGAGAGAAAGAAGAGAGUGAGGCUGGUCGAUGUGGGGACCACAUCUGAACGGGAGACGGGAACAGACACUGAGGGGGAGUGGAAGACCCAGGGGAAGAGAAGGCCGCGAAGAAAGGCGGAAUCGGGGAGUGGUAGCGAAGGAACGACCGGCACGGGAGCGAGGCGCAGGAACAGAAGGGCGGAGGCGGUGCUUGUCAAGCUAAAAGGGGAAAAUCAUAUGGAAGACAUUUUGAAGAGAAUCAGACAGACGGAUAUGUCCGGAGUGUCGACAAAGAUAGAGAGUAUAUCGCGGACGAGGAAUGGGGACAUUCUACUCAGGGUUGAGAAGGGAGCGGGGAAGGCCGAGCCGGUUCUUUCUAAGAUCAAGGCCGCAAUUAGCGAUCGGGAGGUAACCCUGCUGGAGGACAACUGCACGCUUGUGGUUAGGGACCUGGACGCCGUCACAACGGAGAAUGAGGUAUUGGGUGCCAUCAUCCAAACGGUGUCAGGAGCAAGAUGCAGGAUUAAGAGCAUGAUUACGGUUGAGAGAGGGCAGAAGGUGGCGUACGUCCACGCCAACCGCGAAGCGGCGGAGGAAAUACUGGCACGGGGGUACCUGCUCGUGGGGCUAACCUCAUGUAGGGUGAGGAUUAGCCAGGACCUAGUGCGGUGCAACCGAUGCUGGGAGAUUGGGCACAUCGCGGACGCGUGCAGGGGGGAGGACCGCAGGGCGCAAUGCUAUAAUUGUGGGAAUGCCGGACACUAUGCGCGGGAGUGCAGUAACGAAGCAACGUGCAAAAGAUGCGAGGGACUGGCGAAGGGCCUGGGGGUCGGGCACAGGGCCUACACAAGGCAGUGCAUGUAUGAGACAAGGAAAUCGGAAAUGGGCGAGACGAUGGCCACAGGAUCACAGGGUGGCGAUACCUCGGCACGACAGGGUGUGGCUAUCGGGCAAGAGGUUGAGAAUCAAGACCGGGACAUAGAAGAGCAAGUAGAUCAUGCUUAG
Molecule: messenger RNA, 1707 nt
Organism: Photinus pyralis (common eastern firefly)
Lineage: Eukaryota; Metazoa; Arthropoda; Insecta; Coleoptera; Lampyridae
Exons: 1
Coding region: 1-1707 (568 amino acids)
Molecular function (GO): zinc ion binding; nucleic acid binding
Source: RefSeq, a predicted model, not a curated record